Molecule: messenger RNA, 1857 nt
Organism: Cyphellophora europaea CBS 101466
Lineage: Eukaryota; Fungi; Ascomycota; Eurotiomycetes; Chaetothyriales; Cyphellophoraceae
Exons: 1
Coding region: 1-1857 (618 amino acids)
Biological process (GO): ketone body biosynthetic process; L-leucine catabolic process
Molecular function (GO): hydroxymethylglutaryl-CoA lyase activity
Source: RefSeq, a predicted model, not a curated record
AUGGCGGCGCGGGGAUAUCAGAUGAAGUGCUCCAUUGUCAGGAGGGUGCUUGCGCAACACCGCGGCCUGGCGACCGCGUCAGGACCUGCUGUACGCAUUCUCGAAGUUGGACCGCGCGAUGGGCUGCAAAACAUCAAGACCUCGGUCCCAACUGCCACAAAGAUUGACAUGAUUAAUCGCCUGGCAGGAACUGGUCUGAAGGAUAUCGAGGCAACUUCUUUCGUAUCGCCGAAAUGGGUGCCGCAGCUCGCAGAUGGCGCCCAGGUCAUGGAAGCAAUCAUGCCCCUGGCGAACACCGGCUUGAGACUGCCGGUGCUUACCCCAAAUUUGAGAGGGCUUGAGAACGCGGCCAAAGCUAAUGCGAAAGAGGCUGUUGUCUUUGCAUCUGCUACGGAGGCGUUCAGCCGAAAGAACCAAAACUGCUCAGUCGACGAGGCCCUGAAUCACGCAGAGACCGUGGCCAAAGCAGCAAGGGAGCAAGGCCUAGCGGUCCGAGGUGUCAUUUCAUGCAUCUUUUCGGAUCCAUAUUCCGGCCCUACAAAUCCUGAGAGCGUCUUGUAUGUUGCACAGCGCUUCUUAGACAUGGGCUGCCACGAGGUUGGACUGGGUGAUACUCUUGGCGUUGGUACUUCGACAGAUACGGAGCGCCUUCUCGAGUUCCUGCUGCGGAAGAUACCUGCGGAAUUCCUGGCUGGUCACUUUCACGAUACAUAUGGUCAAGCGGUGGCCAAUGUUGUGAAGGCGUACGACAUGGGUUUGAGAUCCUUCGAUAGUAGCAUAGCUGGGCUAGGUGGCUGUCCUUACGCGAAAGGGGCCAAGGGCAACGUCGCAACAGAAGACAUUGUGUACACAUUCGAGCAAUCUGGCAUAAGUACCGGAAUCGACCUAAAGAAGCUAGCCGCGGUUGGGGAUUGGAUCUCAAAGCAACUGGGAAUUCCCAACAACAGUCGAGCAGGUGCUGCACUACAUGCGAUGGCACAAGACAUGCCAUUGAACAAUGCGCCGGUGACAAAGCCGGUCCACUCCCCGGGUUCGAAGCGGCAAUGGCAGAAGAUCGAGAAAACAGAAGGCUUCUCCGUCCAGAGGUCUGGCAGCGCCGUCAAAGUCACCCUGACCCGGCCUAACAACGGCAAUGCUAUGACCACAAGUAUGGUGGACGAGCUAACUUCCUUGUUCAGAGGUUAUGCCAAAGAUCGGUCUAUUUUCCAUAUCAUCCUUGCUGCCGAGGGCAAGUUCUUCUGCACUGGUAUGGACUUGACGGGAGACAGUCGUGAUGACAAGGACACGUAUUUCAAGAAGAUUGUGGACAUGUUUGAGGCAGUCGACAAGGCGCCACAAACCACGAUCGCAGCGAUACAGGGUGGUUGUUUCGGCGGCGGCACCGGCCUAGGCUUUGCAUGCGACAUCCGACUCGCAACAUCUCAGGCCAAGUGGCAACUGACCGAGAUCAGACUCGGACUAUCUCCGGCUAUCAUAUCAAAGUACCUGGCCAGAGAAUGGGGCCUCCCCUUCCUGCGCGAGGCAAUGCUUACGGGCAGAGAAGUAAGUCCUGCACAGCUUCAAAGGAUCGGCGCAGUCCACGGUGUUGCAGAUGAUGCUGCCGGGCUCGAGACGAUGCUCGAUGAGUAUCUCGACAAGCUCGACAAGUGCGCCCCACACUCCGCAUCAGUUUGCAAGGAACUCAUGAACGUGGCUUGGACGGACCCAGAUGGACAGCGCCAGGACUCGGUCAUUCACCGGAAAUUCCAGGACAUGAUGCUCCCAGGCUCGGAAGGGGAGUAUGGCAUCCGGCAGUUCCAGAAGAAGAUCAAGGAUAUUGACUGGAGUGCCUUCUGGAAGGAGAAGGCUAAGCUCUGA